AUGGCGAAUAACUCCUUCAGAGACUCCGUCAACUCGCUAGGGUGGUCGCGCAGAGAUCCGGAUCUCCCCGUACACACCGGAUCGACAUCCAAUACCCCAUUCUUGUCCCGGCUCCAGUCGUACAACCCCUUCGGUGACGGCGGCUAUGUUCAACUACCCACUCACAACGAAGCCCCUGGAGCCCCCUUACCAGCAUCCAAUAGACGGGAUGAAGAGGAGGGUUUCUUUGCUUUGAGUCGAUGGGACCGCAUGCUCAUUUUCGGUGCCUGCAACCUGGGUGCCGCCGUCUGUUUCAUGAUCUGCUUCUUUUUGUUCCCAGUCUUGUCACUGAAGCCCCGAAAAUUCGCCGUCUUAUGGUCUGUUGGCUCAGUCCUGUUCCUACUAUCAUGGGCUGUUCUCAUGGGACCGUGGUCCUACGCUAAACAUCUGAUCUCGGGUUCCCGUCUACCAUUCACAGCGGCCUAUUUUGGAUCGAUCGCGCUCACGCUUUACUUUGCUAUCGGUCUUCAAAACCUCUUCCUUACUCUGAUUUCAUCCAUUUUCCAGCUCGCCGCUCUGGUCUGGUAUCUUGUGAGCUACUUCCCCAUGGGCAGCACCGGGUUGCAAUACAUGGGCCGCUUCGGUGCCUCGCGUGUCACCGCUUGGAUGAGUGGUUGA
Molecule: messenger RNA, 657 nt
Organism: Penicillium brevicompactum
Lineage: Eukaryota; Fungi; Ascomycota; Eurotiomycetes; Eurotiales; Aspergillaceae
Product: putative Golgi traffic protein SFT2
Exons: 4
Coding region: 1-657 (218 amino acids)
Biological process (GO): vesicle-mediated transport
Cellular component (GO): membrane
Source: RefSeq, a predicted model, not a curated record